Messenger RNA from Pelmatolapia mariae (spotted tilapia), 1380 nucleotides. It is a transcript of the gene syt15, whose product is annotated as synaptotagmin XV. NCBI's taxonomy places the organism in Eukaryota, Metazoa, Chordata, Actinopteri, Cichliformes, Cichlidae. Gene Ontology annotation, cellular component: plasma membrane; exocytic vesicle. The record is from RefSeq and is a predicted model, not a curated record. Gene Ontology annotation, biological process: calcium ion-regulated exocytosis of neurotransmitter; regulation of calcium ion-dependent exocytosis; cellular response to calcium ion. Bases 1 to 1380 code for a protein of 459 amino acids. The transcript is spliced from 8 exons. Gene Ontology annotation, molecular function: calcium-dependent phospholipid binding; clathrin binding; calcium ion binding.
AUGGAACCAGAAUCUGACCACCCGCUUCUUGUUGGGGUGAGGUUACUGAUGCAGUUAAACAACUGCUCAGUGGCAGAGCCCCUGGGGGAGAUGAGGUUAUCCAAGACUGGGGUGAUGGCUCCCAUCUUUAAGAAGAUGGUAACACCGGAGGAUCACAUGUUACAGCUUGCUGUUGGUCUGUCUGUGGGUGUCCUGUUGCUGUUGCUGCUGCUAAUUCUGAUAGCGUGCUACCUAAGGAGGAGGAAAAAAGAGCAGAGGCAGUAUGAAGAGCUGCUCUCUGCAGUGCCUUCAGUCCCGGCAUGCUCUGCUCCAGUGAUCCUGGUGUCUCAGGGCUCCUGGGCCACGCCCCGUGAGAUCGCUUUCACUCUACCUCCUCGCUUCAUCACAUAUAACCAUGGAGAUCAGAAAAAUAACGAGCAGGACAAGAAAGAGGAGGAGGAUCCCCAGCGGGACGUACUGGCUCAUCGUGGGUCGCUCUCAGUGAGGAGCUGGUACCCAGUGGGGACGGUUUUGGCUGGUCUCUACUCUGUACCUCCUCUAAACGAGGUGGUGGCCCCCCCUCCCGGCAUGGCCUCCCGCCUCUGCUUCUCCGUGGAGUAUCGACACAGCAGCGAACAGCUCACGGUCUUCUUGCUCCGCCUCAGCAACCUCCCUCCACGUUUCCAUGGCAACAUCACGAUGGUGGAGCUCAGUCUUCUCCCUGAUGACAGGCGGCCCCGUCAAGCCAAGGCCCGGGGCACGGGUCCAGACCCCGAGUUCACCGACUGCUUCGUUUUCCAGGUGUCAGCGUUGCGUGUGCUUCACAGCACCCUGAGUGUGUGUGUGCUGAGUGUGGAGCAGGAUGGUAAACGCCAUGUGGUGGGCAGGGUGCUGUUUUCUCUGGAGGGGGAGUUCGGUCAGGCUGGCAGGGUGCUCUGGAGAGACCUUGAGACUGAGGAAGACCCACAGUGUUCAGAGCUGGGGGAUGUGCAGAUAUCUCUCAGCUACAGUACGUCCCUGCAGCGCCUUUCAGUGGUGGUUUUGAGGGCUCGAGGCAUACAGCUGCUCACAGAUGCAGGUGUGUGUGUCCAGGUGAUCUUACAGAAGCACACUCAGGUGGUGAAGAUGAAGCGCAGCUGUGUGGUGAAAGGUGAAAAUGACCCCUACUUCAACUUCAGGACGACCUUUAAACUGCGACCUCAGCACCUGGACGAGGCCUGCGUGAGGUUUGAGCUGCAGCAGCCGAGCAGCGUCCGCUCAGACCCUCCGAUCCCUCUGGGAGUGCUGGUGUUGGGUCCCUUCAUGUACUCCAGAGGUCCUCAGCUGCAGCACUGGAUAGACAUGGUCAACACGGCACAGGAGCCCGUCACACUGUGGCACGGACUGCACAGACCCACCUAA